AUGAUUGACAGCACCAAAGAAAUGGUAGAAACUGCUAAAAAAAUCCAAAUUGCAUUUUCAAAACCUACUGAUUUUAAACGAGAACGUGUCUGUGUGAAUGUGAAUGUCAAGCAUGAAAAGAUUUGUACCGUAGAUCCUUCCAUGUUGAAUUUUAUUAGAAAACAAGGAGCACUCGACAAGACAGAACCCAACAUUCCAAUUCAAGUCUUUGCUGGCCCAGUUCCAUUGAAUUUUGCCUUUUAUGCAACUGUCGGUGUGGAUAUUAGUUAUGAAUUAUGUGCGAAUAGAAUUUCAGCAUCUGUCUCUCUAGAACCUUUUGUAGCAAUCAGUUUGGGAGGUAGAGCUGGAAUUGGAGUUGCAGCGUUGAGUGCUGGCGUCUUUAUGGAGGCAACCAUUACUUACAAAUUUAUUCCUCGAAUUGCUGUUGAAAAUUGUAAUAUCAACGCAAGCACGUUCCGUCACAAGUUGGCUCAAAUAUGUAUUCCAAUUGGAGGAAAUUCAAGUGGAAGACCCAUUGUACAAGUGUUGCCUUCGUUCUCUUCUCGUAGAAGCUUCAGGAAUGUUUCAUUACCAAGAGAUCGUCAAAUUGAAUUCCAUCGUCCGAAGGAUCCAAAACCACCUAAACGCAACAAUCAACAAGGUCAUCAUGAAUUCAAGAGGCCUUUAGCUCCUAAAGGUUAUCGUCUACCAUUUUCUCAAGUUGCUAAAAUAUGGAAACGACUUCCUGUCAUUCCCACAUUCAAGCUAAAGAGAAUUGCAAGAAAGGACGGUUAUAAAAACUGGGCCAAGAAAAUUACCAUUUACAGAAAUCAAUUUGGACCUGGAGCAUAA
Messenger RNA from Naegleria fowleri, 831 nucleotides. RefSeq lists its product as uncharacterized. The record is from RefSeq and is a predicted model, not a curated record. The coding region runs from base 1 to 831 and encodes 276 amino acids. The transcript is spliced from 3 exons. NCBI's taxonomy places the organism in Eukaryota, Heterolobosea, Eutetramitea, Acrasida, Naegleriidae.